UCCCUCUCAUGCAAUGUGUCUCACUGGACUACCGAAUGACACACUCUUUUUGAUCGCGUCGUAUCUGCCAUGUCAACAGGAUGUCUAUGCACUGGUACGGACGAACCGCCAUCUACGUCAUACGCUAUACGACUUUCUCUAUGAAUACAACAGUCGCUACUACCACGGGUCUGCAUUAGCGUUCGCCACGGAGCAGGGAAACGUUGGACGUAUUGAAAAACUUUUAAAGGGGCUCAGUGCUGCGCGAACGAAGUUGCGAACUCCACCAGGACCACGCUGGAGAAGUGAAGCUCCUGCCGAGGAACUAUGGGAAGAGGAUUCGGACGAGGUUGAAUGGAACUCAAAUGACGAAGACGAGCACCCAUUGACCCGCGACGUUUCAGCUCAUCCAUUAAGGACUUCUGGGUAUAGUGUCGCAGAUAUUGUCCAAAUCCAAAAGGCUUUACUUGCUGCUAUUGAAAUCGAUCACCAGGAAAUCAUAACGAUUCUAUUAGAUUGGGGUGCUCAGGUGAACUUUUAUCGUGGGAACCUGCGUGAUGACAACCCUGGGCGAACCCGACGUCGACACUCUCGCGCGAAGGACCCUCCACCAGUCUUUCUAGCAGUCAGGUGUGGGCAUGCGGAUCUGGUCAAAUACUUGCUUGAGAAAGGGGCUGAUCCAGACCGCUACCGCCCCUCUCCCUUGUAUCGGGCGGUUGAGGAUAGUCGAUGUGAUAUUAUCGCAAUAUUACUGAAACAUGGGGGCCCCGGAUCUUAUGCAAGUGUUCUAAAGCUAGUGGUACAGCGCCGCAACACAACCAUGCUUCAAUUCUUGUUCGAUAAUGGGGUUGAUGGCACAGUAUAUGGAUACCGGGCAUUACGUGUCGCUAUUCAAAGACACGAUCAAGAAAUGGUUGAAUUCUUACGAUCAAACGGCGUGGAUCUGGACCAAAAAUUUGAGGAGUCCGAGGGAUCUGAUGAUGAAUGGGAUCGAGAAGACGGUGAUGGCAUGGAUGGAACUAUCGCCCAUCGCCACUCGAUCAUCUCCUGUAGGAUAGAAGAGGAAGUACCCGAAGAGAUCCGAGAAUAUUUUGCAUCUAUCCUGAUGACAUACCCCCUUUAGCCAUGAAAACACAAGGAAAGUUUCACCGCGAAUGUACUACUACGGAUGUGUAUCUUAAUUUCCGAUGCUCUGGUGGCGUGACACAAUGUAGUAUUGAUUAGCAAUUCAUUCC
Messenger RNA from Aspergillus pseudotamarii, 1214 nucleotides. Its product is annotated as ankyrin repeat domain-containing protein. Bases 14 to 1102 code for a protein of 362 amino acids. The transcript has a single exon. The record is from RefSeq and is a predicted model, not a curated record. NCBI's taxonomy places the organism in Eukaryota, Fungi, Ascomycota, Eurotiomycetes, Eurotiales, Aspergillaceae. Gene Ontology annotation, molecular function: protein binding.